This is a messenger RNA of Coffea eugenioides, 976 nucleotides long. RefSeq names its product 40S ribosomal protein S5. Gene Ontology annotation, molecular function: structural constituent of ribosome; rRNA binding; mRNA binding. The coding region runs from base 134 to 769 and encodes 211 amino acids. The record is from RefSeq and is a predicted model, not a curated record. Gene Ontology annotation, biological process: translation; ribosomal small subunit assembly. Lineage: Eukaryota; Viridiplantae; Streptophyta; Magnoliopsida; Gentianales; Rubiaceae. The transcript is spliced from 5 exons. Gene Ontology annotation, cellular component: cytosolic small ribosomal subunit; ribosome.
AUAGCCCCCGAUUGCAAAGCUAGGGUUUUGGUUAUUUCCUGCUCCAGUCCUCCUGCUUCAGCUCCGCGGCCAACCUCCUCCGGCAAUCAGUAGUUCCCCAAAGUGAUUUGUGGGCAGAGCAGAGGAAGCAGCAAUGGAGACUGGGGCCAUUGUAUCGGCGGCAGCGAAUUCUCGUGACCAAGAUAAGAUUCACACCGAUGUCUUGCUUUUCAACCGCUGGUCCUACGAUGACGUUCAGGUCAGUGACAUUUCAGUGGAUGAUUAUAUUACUGCAACAGCUGCCAAGCACCCAACAUACAUGCCUCACACUGCUGGUCGGUACCAAGUUAAGCGCUUCAGAAAGGCACAGUGCCCAAUUGUGGAGAGGCUGACCAACUCUCUGAUGAUGCAUGGCCGAAACAACGGGAAGAAGCUGAUGGCUGUUCGCAUCAUCAAGCAUGCCAUGGAAAUUAUUCAUUUGUUGACUGAUUCAAACCCUAUUCAAAUCAUUGUUGAUGCUGUUAUCAACAGUGGGCCGAGAGAAGAUGCUACUCGAAUUGGCUCAGCUGGUGUUGUGAGGCGCCAAGCUGUUGAUAUUUCUCCACUUCGCCGUGUCAAUCAGGCUAUCUAUUUGCUAACAACUGGAGCCCGUGAGAGUGCUUUUAGAAACAUCAAGACCAUCGCUGAAUGCCUUGCUGAUGAACUUAUCAAUGCUGCCAAGGGAUCUUCCAACAGCUAUGCCAUCAAAAAGAAGGAUGAGAUUGAGAGGGUUGCAAAGGCUAAUCGUUGAGGGUGGAUACUGGAAAAUUCAAGAACAGUUUUGUUUUUCUGCUUUCAAAUUGUCUCAAAACAGAACUUAAGAUUCGACGUACUAUUUAUUUUUCAUGUAGUGGAUUGAGUUUUAUGGCAAAUGAUAUUUGAAUGGUUCUUUAUCAUUUGAGGCAUAUUUAUGUUAACUCUGUAAACUGUAGUGCAUGGUGCCUUCCCUGUUUAGCAA